Oncorhynchus gorbuscha (pink salmon) is the source of this 1784-nucleotide messenger RNA. RefSeq names its product glutamate decarboxylase 1-like. The coding region runs from base 1 to 1266 and encodes 421 amino acids. The transcript has 13 exons. Gene Ontology annotation, molecular function: pyridoxal phosphate binding; carboxy-lyase activity. Gene Ontology annotation, cellular component: cytoplasm. Lineage: Eukaryota; Metazoa; Chordata; Actinopteri; Salmoniformes; Salmonidae. Gene Ontology annotation, biological process: carboxylic acid metabolic process. The record is from RefSeq and is a predicted model, not a curated record.
AUGUGUCACCCACGCUUCUUCAAUCAGCUGUCAUCAGGGCUGGAUGUCAUCGGUCUGGCCGGGGAAUGGCUGACGUCUACCGCCAACACAAACAUGUUUACUUAUGAAGUGUCCCCAGUGUUCAUUCUGAUGGAGGAGAUUCUACUGAAGAAGAUGCAGGAGAUUGUGGGUUGGUCAGAGGAAGAGGGGGAUGGAGUGUUCUGUCCAGGUGGGACCAUGUCCAAUCUGUACAGUGUACUACUGGCCAGAUACCACUUCUUCCCUGAAGUGAAGACCAAAGGGAUGACUGCUCUGCCCAGGCUAAUCCUCUUCACAUCAGCACAUAGUCAUUAUUCAGUCAAGAAAUCUGCAGCAGUCCUUGGGAUAGGAAGUGAAAAUGUUGUGGUGGUGAAAUGUAAUGACCGGGGGAAAAUGAUCCCUGCAGAAUUGGAGUCAAGUAUCAUUACUGCCAAAGAUCAGGGUUGUGUCCCAUUCUACGUCAAUGCCACAGCAGGCACCACUGUGUACGGAGCCUUUGAUCCUCUCAAUGCCAUCGCAGACAUCUGUGAGAGCCAUGGACUCUGGCUGCAUGUUGAUGCAGCCUGGGGCGGAGGACUGUUGAUGUCCAAGCGGCACCGUGUGAAACUACAAGGGAUUGAACGAGCCUGGUCUGUGACUUGGAACCCUCAUAAAAUGAUGGGUGCUCCGCUGCAAUGCUCAGCCAUACUGGUGAAGAAAAGGGGCCUCUUGAAAGACUGCAAUCAGAUGUGUGCUGAAUACCUUUUCCAAACUGACAAGCACUACGACACCUCUUAUGACACCGGAGACAAGACCAUUCAGUGUGGCAGGCAUGUUGAUGUCUUCAAGCUCUGGCUCAUGUGGAAGGCCAAGGGUUCAGAAGGCUUUGAGUCACAGGUCAAUAAAUGUUUGGAAAAUGCUGAGCACUUGUUUGACAAACUCAAACAAAGACCAGACUUUGAACUUGUCUUCAAAAGCGAACCUGAACACAGCAACGUGUGCUUCUGGUACAUCCCACCAAGUCUAAGGAACAUGUCACCAGGUCCUGAGAGGAACAGGAGACUCCAUAAGGUGGCACCAAAGAUCAAAGCCAAGAUGAUGGAGCAGGGGAUGGCCAUGAUUGGUUAUCAGCCACUCGGAGACAAAGUUAACUUCUUCCGAUGUGUCUUCUCCAACCCGGCCACACAGACAGAGGAUGUGGACUACCUCUUGGAGGAGAUCGCUUCUCUUGGACAUGACAUCUGCAUCAGGACUGAAACCGAUUUGUGAAUCAGAUUUGAGACCACUUUAUGAAUCAGAUUGUGGCUCAGAUUAACUGUAAAUCAUGCAUUUAGAGGGAAAUGGGUAAAAACAAUCAGAAAACUAAAUAUAUCUCUAAAUGUUUUGUUGUGUAAUUACAGUCCUUCUUACGUAAAAAUAUAUACAAAUAUGAUUUUUGUAUUCCAGAGUAUCAGGGAAUUGUUAUAAUAAUAAUGUAGCCAGUUCAUUUCUACAUUCAUUUUAUUUGUGUACAACAAUAUUGUAGCCUAUACAGUGCAUUCGGAAAGUAUUCAGACCCCUUGACUUUUUUCACAUUUUGUUACGUUACAACCUUGUUCUAAAACUGAUUAAAUAAUUGUUUUCCACAUCAAUCUAUACACAAUAUCCCACAAUGACAAAGGAAAAUCUGUUUGUUAGAAAUGUUUGUAAAUUUAUAAGAAUAUACAAACAGAAAUAUCUUCUUUACAUAAGUAUUCAGACCUUUCGCUAUGAGAGUCGAAACUGAGCUCAGGUGAAUACUGUUUUCA